ACUCUAGUAACGAAAAGCAAAAACCCUAAACCCUGAAGAGAAAGAAGGCGUUUGCUAUGAAAGGAGCUUUUUUGAGAAAUCUCUCCCUCUACUCUCGCUAUCUGCUUUACUCUCCUCCAAAAUCCAGAGCAAAUCCGAACACAUCCUUUGCUCUAUUUGUCUCUUGCCUUCGUUCUAGAUUCAUAUUUUACUCGUCCGAGUCCGACUUGUCCGGUGAGGCAAAAUUACCACCGACCCAGAAGUCAAAUAGUUCCGUCAAGGAUGGUGAUGACGUCAGCAACCAAGAGCUAAAGAAGCAAAUAGAGAAGUACUAUGAAGGGGAUGAUGAGGCAAUUCCAUCAAUAUUUGAAGCAAUACUGAAAAGGAAAUUGUCAGGGAUUAACGAUGAUAAGUUGAUGCAAGAGCUUGGGCUUAAACCUCGAAAUGAAGAUGUUACAGAUGGAGAUUCUGAUUCUGAUUCUGAUUCAGAUUUUGAUGAUGAGGAAGAGAAAGAUAACCCUAGAAAACAAAUCACAACGAUGAGAAGAUCUGUGCUGCGAAAUGCUACUCUUUACACUCGAAGUUUCCUUCAAACCUCUUCCAAUGUCAGCCCCAGAAUUACAAAUCACUCACUCGCCCAGCUCCCCACUUCUACUCGUUCCGCACUCAGACUGUACUCGUCUGAGUCCGACUCGUCCAUUGAAAACCCCAAAUUAUCAGCUGAAUCAGCGCUGCUAGAUCAACUCAAAAAGAAGGAAGACUCCGUCGAGGUUAAAGAUGUGAGCAACAAAGAGCUGAAAGAGCUAAUGGAUAAGUACUUCAAGGGUGAUGAAGAGGUGCUUCCUUCAAUUAUGGAAGCAAUUUUACAGAGGAGGUUGACUGGUAAGCAUGUGGACACUGACGAUGAAUUGAUCGAGGAACUCAAUAUGAAGCCAUUGGAUGAUGUGGAGGACCAAGAGUUUGAAUCGGAUUUCGAGGAGCUGUAUCAGACUGAUGAAGACAUUGAUGAUUUGUAUAAUGCCAAGGAAUACGUCAUGAAGAAAAUGGUGAAGGAUCAAUACUUCAACAUGGAUGACAAAAAAUGGGAUGAGAUGAUUAAAGAGGCGGUGGAACAAGGGUUUUUAAAGGACACAAAGGAAUGUGAGGAGAUUCUGGAGGAUAUGCUCAGCUGGGAUAAGUUACUUCCAGAUGACAUGAAGCAAAAGGUGGAAAAGAGGUUCAAUGAGCUGGGAGAUAUGUGUGAAAGAGGAGAGCUUGAACCUGAAGAAGCCUAUGAGCUAUUCAAGAAAUUUGAGGAUGAGAUGGUCAUGGAAUAUGGAAAGAAAAUGGAAGCGGAGGGCCCUCCAAAAUUUGAUGAGAGUGCUGUUCCAGACAAGAAAAAGGACUUGGAUGACCCACCUGGUGAGGGGCCGAUUCUUAGGUGGCAAACACGUGUAGUCCUUGCUCCAGGUGGUGAUGCAUGGCAUCCCAAGAACAGAAAAGUGAAAAUGGCUGUUACUGUCAAAGAGCUGGGUCUUUCAAAGCAUCAAUUUAGACGGUUGAGGGAAUUGGUUGGAAAACGGUACCAUCCUGGGAGGGAUGAACUUACAAUCACGAGUGAGAGGUUUGAACAUCGAGAAGAAAAUAGAAAAGAUUGCCUUAGGACCCUCUUUUCACUCAUUGAGGAAGCUGGGAAAGCAAACAAGUUGGCAGAGGAUGCUCGAGCCUCAUACGUCAAGGGACGACUUAGAGCGAAUCCAGCUUUCAUGGAGAGGUUGCAUGCCAAGAUAACAAAGCAAAAAGCUGAAGCCAUCUCUGCGUGAUAAUAAAGUUGCUGCCCCUCGUGGAAGAAGGAAAGUUGCAGGAAGUUUUCCUGAUAACCAUCUGUUUUGUUGUUAGUGCCUUUCUGGAGAUAAAUUAUAUGACUGUAUUGUUCCUUACCACAAAUUUAGGGCCAAAACAAGUUACAUUAUUUUGCAUGCUGUUGAAGUAGUCAAUUACUUGUCACUAACAGAUGCCCUUCUUGCUGAGAAAAAAUACCUUGUUGAUCCCCUCUUUUUUACAUUUUUCUUUUCUUUUAGAUUAAUUGUCUAUUUUAUGCUAUGUAUAGAUCUUCAUUUAUAUUAUUAUGAUGCUAUAUGCAACUCGGUCUUGUACUUUUGGGUACC
Molecule: messenger RNA, 2126 nt
Organism: Jatropha curcas
Lineage: Eukaryota; Viridiplantae; Streptophyta; Magnoliopsida; Malpighiales; Euphorbiaceae
Biological process (GO): mitochondrial translation
Cellular component (GO): mitochondrial small ribosomal subunit
Molecular function (GO): structural constituent of ribosome
Source: RefSeq, a predicted model, not a curated record